Polyodon spathula (Mississippi paddlefish) is the source of this 946-nucleotide messenger RNA. Its product is annotated as complement factor D-like. Gene Ontology annotation, biological process: proteolysis. Bases 78 to 848 code for a protein of 256 amino acids. Gene Ontology annotation, molecular function: serine-type endopeptidase activity. The transcript has 5 exons. The record is from RefSeq and is a predicted model, not a curated record. Lineage: Eukaryota; Metazoa; Chordata; Actinopteri; Acipenseriformes; Polyodontidae.
UUGACCCAAUAAAUACCGCUCACCCUGGAGCUGCAGGCUGUGUGUUUUUCCUGCAAGCAGACAGACAGACAGACAGCAUGGACCAGCGGUACCGGCAACCUGUGACAUUUAUUCUACUGUUUGGAGCUCUGCAAUGUGUGAGUGGAUCCAUAGGAGGCUGGGAAGCGAAGCCCCACUCCAGGCCCUACAUGGUGUCAGUGCAGCAGAAUGGGACUCAUUACUAUGGGGGGUUCCUGGUGGCUGAUCAGUGGGUGGUCAGCGCAGCACACUGCUACACAGCACAGUCCAGUCCUUACAAAGUGCUUCUUGGGGCCCAUUCUUUGAGUGACAGCGAGUCGACCAAACAGACCUUCACUGUGGCUUCCAUUCACUCUCAUCCAGACUUCAAUAUUACAAGAAACUUUGACAAUGACAUUGCACUGCUGAAGCUGGACGGGCGCGCCUCGCUGACCCAGGCUGUUCAGAAGGUCUCAUACAAGCGAGUGAGUAAAGAUGUGCCGGAGGGGACCGUGUGCAGCACGGCUGGCUGGGGCUGGAUCAAUAACGUGGGGGUAAAGCCGGACAAACUGCAGGAGGUCAACGUUGCCGUUAUCGGACACAAGACAUGCUCCAGCCGCCGGUACCACGGCAGCAAGAUCACGGGCAACAUGAUGUGCGCGGCGGGCCAUGGUAAAGACAGCUGCCAUGGUGAUUCUGGAGGCCCCCUCUUGUGCAAUGGGCUGGUGGAGGGCAUCAUUUCCUUUGGAGGGAGGAAGUGUGGGAGACCCAUGAAACCUGGGGUGUACACCAUGAUCUCUCACUACAGGGACUGGAUCGACGCAGUGAUGAAUCAAGGGUCUAAGUACUGACCUGUGCUCCACCAACCAAUUCAAAUGGCUUGCUCCUGUGUGCCCUUAAAAAAAGGAUAUAUAUAUAUAUAAAAAUAAAGCUAGCAUGUAUUUACAUA